AUGGCAGCAUCUGUCAAGUUGAGGCCGUAUAGACGGAUAUUGACGUCUACGCUUCAUAGAAGAUUUGUCCACGCUUCAGCUUUUGCGCUUCUGGCGUGUUAUGCCGUUUCGUUUUUCAUUGGAGUCAAGACAUCCGUGUUUUGGUCAUGGUUUCCUAUCGGGCCUUGCGGAGUUCGAGCUCUGCUUCUUUUUAUUUCUGGGCUAUGCAUUUUUAUACUACGAGUCGGGCAGAUGCACGUCGGCGCGCGUAUCGCAACAUCUCAUUUUCACAACAUCAGACUUUCCGCCCUGUCUUUUAAUUCCAUACAAACCGUUGUCUGGUACAUGUUCUCAGCAUGGUGGUUUAGUGAAGUUUACAAAUGGUCUUCCUCAGCUGAUGCCCAAUUGAACUGGGUGAUUCCCGGAAAGUCAUAUGAACGAUCACACUUAAACGAACGACCGAUAUACCUUCACUGUUUCUUCAUUAUGUUAGCUCUUGUCCAAUCAUCACUGCAUCUGUACUUCGACAUGGAUGAGGUCCCCGUCCCAGUCACAAAGCGAAGUCCUCUCACAACCAGCCGGAGAACACACCGCCUAGCUCCGCUUUCUGUGCAGUUUAGCAAUAUUGCUCCUAACAUUAUAUUUGAAUCGGUUGUUAUUGGCUUCUCUACUGCAGUUCUCGGCCCCAUACUCUAUAUGCUCGUCUUCCGUCGAACCGCGUGGAGCUGGACGCUGUACUUUGCAAAGCUUUUUUGGAAUUUUCCACGGUCCGCAGCUGAUCCGCCAGGCUUGCUUCCACCUUCCAACAUAAUGUUCCAUCUUCGAUCCGCAACAUCUGGCUCUCUGCUCGUUGUGCUAUGGCAGAUAUCAAAUUUCCUGUUCUCUGCAUUCCUCGGCCAGGCCCCGCUUAAGAAGGGCAGUCCACUCACAACUGGUGUUGCGGACCCUAAUGGAAGCCUUAUUAAUGGACUAAAAUCAAAGAAGGAGACAGUGCUAGCCUUUGCUUUCUGGGAGCUUUGCCUUAUCAGCCAAGAAUUCCCAGACAGACGGAAGGAAAUAUUCAAAGAUAUUGAUAGAAACGGAGGUUCAGCCUGGAGCCAGAUACUAAAAGCAUCAGAGAAUAUUCUUAACGGUAUUACAACGAGAAUACAAGAACAUCAAAACCCUCAACCACAAGCCAAGGGUACCGCCGAUAGCCAACAAGAGUCUGGAUCAAAAACACAGGAGAUGGUACAAACUCUGCCUCGAAUUACACAACCAUCUAAAACUGAAAAUAUUCUACUUGCCUCGCCUAAACCUAAUACACGUUCAGAAAAAUUUGAAGCUGCAUUUGGCACCGUGGCUAAGUCCUAUGGGCAAUCGCAGGAUUGGACACCUGCAGCAAAGGCCAGAGCUCGUGCAGCUAUAAAUCACGCCUCUAAUUCUCUGUUAAGCCCAGAGCAGAAGCGCACUAUAUCCAACUCAGCACAGGAACUGAAGCUCCUAACGAGCCCCCCGAGCGCAAGCGGUCCGCCUAACCCUAUAAUACAACAGUUCAUGAAAUCCCCGGUCGGGUUUCCUUUCAGGCAGUCAUUUUCCAAUCGCCUACGAGGGAUUGUACUGGGCUCCCCGCAUUCGAAGCUUGCAGCUAUAAUUGAUGCUACAGAGUCUCUAAAAUGCCUUUUGAUAGCAAGUUUGGAGGAAGAUCAGUUCGGUAAAGUCCAGGCCGAUGUCCCUUCCGUGGUUAAGCUGUUCACUAGAACGAUCAUGACGCUUGAAUCAUUUGUUGGCAAGGAUGGCCUGAAGCCACAUUGGAGCGAUGUUGACUCAACAAGCGCGGAUGGGGUGCAGCAUUCUCGAUCAGUAGAGCAAGUUGAGAUUGUGAUUGACACCCUUAAAAGUGGGCUAUCGGAAUUACUGGGGGCGUUUAGCUUAUAUUUGAAUGAGGUUGGUGUUGUAGGACAAGAUUUGCAAUUAGCAAGAGAAGCAGCGAAGAAAACCGAUGUAUGA
Nannizzia gypsea CBS 118893 is the source of this 1968-nucleotide messenger RNA. Its product is annotated as nuclear envelope protein. Gene Ontology annotation, cellular component: spindle pole body; nuclear pore transmembrane ring. The record is from RefSeq and is a predicted model, not a curated record. NCBI's taxonomy places the organism in Eukaryota, Fungi, Ascomycota, Eurotiomycetes, Onygenales, Arthrodermataceae. Gene Ontology annotation, molecular function: spindle pole body-nuclear membrane anchor activity. Bases 1 to 1968 code for a protein of 655 amino acids. Gene Ontology annotation, biological process: spindle pole body localization; nuclear pore organization. The transcript is spliced from 3 exons.